AACUCUCUGAACAACAACAUCGAAGGAGGAGGAGGAAGAGGAGGAGGAGGAGGACAGGGAACCGAACCCCUGACCCACGGCACAACCACUCCGCCACUGCCACUCAAGGUCGAGGACGAGCUUGACCUCCUCGACCCCGGCAUGGAGGUUGACCCGGCCUCCUGGAGUGACUACCUCAACAAUCUCUUUGACCCCGUGUUCGACCCCAGCGUGCCCUCCAACGUGUCGGUGGUCGAGCGGCAGACGGCCCACCUCGUCUGCCGCGUCAACAACCUGGGCACGAAGACGGUGUCUUGGAUUCGCCACAGAGACACGCAUAUCCUGACGGUGGGGUCCUUCACCUACACGAGCGACGAGAGGUUCUCCGCGCUACACCGGGAGGGCACGAACGAGUGGACUCUACAGAUUAGACACCCGGCCGUGAGGGACUCCGGCUUAUACGAGUGUCAGGUCUCCACGAAGCCAACAAGAGGGUACCUUAUAAGCCUGGCCGUAGUGGUCCCCAGGUUGUGCAUCCUCCACGCCCCGGAGAUCCACACAGACGAAGGCAGCGCUCUCAACCUCACCUGCGUGGUCUCCCCCAGCCCAAACGCCCCCGAGUACAUCUUCUGGUACCACAGGGGAGAGGUAAUCAACUAUGAGAGUGAGGGAAGCGUGCGGGUCAGCGUGAGGCAGGAGGGUGACAGGUCCAUCUCCACUCUCCUGGUCACACGGGCAACGAUGGACCACUCCGGGGCAUACGAGUGCGCGCCAUCGAACACUCUGCCCGCUAACAUCACCGUGCAUGUGUUUAAAGCCGAGGAGCCCGCAGCGAUGCAUACCAGUCGGGGCUCCAUGGGUCUUCCUGCUGGCUCCCUACUGCCCCUCGCCCUCCUGCUGUCCUCCCUGCUGCUACGAGGGGAGUGGGUCACCUAGACACGCCCAGCAGCCCAAGGUUCGAGCCCCGCUGUUACCCCGUUUCUGUGAGAGGUAACGCCGCAGCUGCUGUCUCAUCACGGCUCUCAUAAUCCUGCUGGUGCUGUGCGUGUGCUGUGUGUGUGCUGUGUGUGUAUUCCCAGCGCGUGGAGGCGGCGAGGUGAAGUGAAGAUGGUGGCGAUAGUGGUGGUGGUGGUGGUUUGAUUUGCUGUGUUGUGGGGAACAGUUGUGGUGAAGGUGGUAUUGGUGAUUAUUAUACACUGGUGCCAGCGGUGGGAUAGCCUGGCGCGCCUAGACUGGUGAAGGCGGGGAUGUGAAGUGAAGUGGCGGUUUGAUUUGCUGUGUUGUGGGGAAUCGUUGUGGUGGUGAAGGUGGUGGUGGUGGUGAUUACAAUACACUGGUGGCAGCGGUGGGAUAGACCCGUGAGCCUCGACUGGUGCAGAAACUGGUGGAAGCGGUGGUGAUUGUGGUGGUGGUGGUGGUGGUUUGCUAUGCCGUGUUGUAGGUUGUGGUGGUGGUUGUAGUGAUUACAAUACACUGGUGCCAGCGGUGGGAUACACUGGUGAGCCUCGACUAGUGAAGAAACUGAUGGAAGCGGUGGUGGUGGUUUCAUAUGCUGUGUUGUAGGUUGUGGUGGUGGUGGUGGUUGUAGUGAUUGCAAUAAACUGGUGCCAGCGGUGGGAUAGACCAGUGAGCCUCGACAGGUGCAGAUAGACAGGUGGAAGCGGUAGUGAUAGACCCGUGAACCUAAAGUGGCCAUAUGACACUGGCUUGAGCGGUUAGUGGUGAGGAGGAACUGGAGGGUGAGGUUGGUGGGAGUAUAUUGGUGAAAGCGAUGGUGAUGGAACGGUGAGGCUUAAAUGGUGAGGUCAUAAAGGUGGUGCCGGUGGGACUGAGCGGUCGGGAUAGUGGUUGAGGUAAAGUGGUGGGGAUUUACUGGCGAAACAAGUCGAGGAAUAAUGGAGCGGAUAUGGAGCGGCGUUACAAGGGCGGCAGUGGUCGAGGUGGUGGAGGUGAAAGCGUUAGGGUACAGGUGUGACGCUGCAGGGAAAGAGGACACGAUGGGUAAAAAGGCUUCUAGGGAUGUGUCGCCGGUGAACAUGGAAAGGCAGAGGUGCAGCGGUAGUGGGCGAGGUGGAAUGCAAAUACAGGGUUACAAUGCCAGCAGAAAAGAUAGAGAGAGAGAAAUACACUGGUGCAAGAGGUGGAAUGACUUUGAAGGCCGAGGAGGAAUACACUGGUGCCAGGAGUGGGAUUACAUUGGUGGCAGAGAAUAAAUACACUGGUGGCAGGACUUGGAUUCCAUAGGCGGUGGAAGAAGUAAAAUGGUGCAAGCGGUGGAAUUACAUAGUUGAGAGAGGAAGCAGUACAAUGGUGGAAGAAGUGCAAUUACUUUGGUGGUAUAGGAGGAAUACACUGGUGUCAGGAGUGGGAUUACAUUGGUGGAAGAGAAGAAAUAUACUGGUGGCAGGACUUGGAUUCCAUAGGUGGUGGAGGAGGAAGCAAAAUGGUGCCAGCGGUGGAAUUACAUAGGUGGGAGAGGAGGAAGUACGCAGGUGAAAGGAGUGAAAUUACUUUGGUGGUAUAGGAGGAAUACGCUGGUGGCAGGACUUGGAUUCCAUAGGCGGUGGAGGAAGUAAAAUGGUGCAAGCGGUGGAAUUACAUUGAUGAUAGAGGAGGCAGUACAAUGGUGGAAGGAGUGCAAUUACUUUGGUGGUAUAGGAGGAAUACACUGGUGGCAGCCGUGGGAUUACAUCGGCGGCAGCGGACCGAAUAUACGGGUGAUCGCGCUGGGAUACUUAUGCGGGGUUACAGUGGAGGCGGCGGCGGCGGCGGCGGUGCUGGUGGAGACGGUGGAGGAGGUGGUAGCGGCCGUGGUGGUGGUGGGAUACGCGUGUCUGUGCGGAAUCAAUGUAAUCUUGCGGGAGGGAAAACGCGUCUACGAUGAGAUUUGCAACAGCCUCGCCUCCGCCUGGGCUGCAUUUUACCUCCCCCUUGUGUGCGUGUGUGUCUGAGUGUGUGUGUGUGUGUGUGUGUGUGUGUGUGUGUGUGUGUGUGUGUCGGUCCGUAGCCCACCUGAGCGCACCGGGCCACAAAGACAGCCAGGUAAAUGAGAUAAAGAAAUGAAAGGGAAGGUGGAGGGAGAAAAUUAAUGGGAAAAAACAGACACAAUGCGGGAAUUGGGAGAUAGAACGCACAGGGUAAUUGAAAAGAAAAUUGAAUGAGGGCUUAAAAAUAUAAUAUAAAAGAACAAGGAAGGGAGAGGACGGAGGGAGGGCGAGAGGAGAAGGAAGAUAACUAUAAAUAGCGAGUUGUUUUUAUAUCCGUUAGGGAAGGAGGAAGAGGAAGGAAACGAUAAUAAAAGAGAUAAAGACAACCUGGAAUGGGGCGAAUAUUGUCGAGUGCAAAAUGGAGUGUCAAAACAACAAUAACAUCAACAGCAAGGACAAUAACAGCAGAUUCUACGUGUUACUAUUAAAGGCCCUCGGUGUUGUGUGUAAAAGUGUAGUGUGUUCUGUAACGUGGCUCAUACUACUACUACUACUACUACCACUACUACUACUACUACUACUACUACUACUACUGCAAUUAUUCCUUCUUCCACUCCUAUCCUCCUCUACUUUUCAAUCUUACUACUACUGCUACUUCAACUAUUCCUACUACUACUACUA
Messenger RNA from Eriocheir sinensis (Chinese mitten crab), 3587 nucleotides. Its product is annotated as zwei Ig domain protein zig-8-like. The record is from RefSeq and is a predicted model, not a curated record. Lineage: Eukaryota; Metazoa; Arthropoda; Malacostraca; Decapoda; Varunidae. The transcript is spliced from 5 exons. Gene Ontology annotation, biological process: synapse organization. Gene Ontology annotation, cellular component: neuron projection membrane. Bases 142 to 915 code for a protein of 257 amino acids.